CUAAGAUGGUGGAUUGUGAAUCUGUAAAAAAAAAUGGGAGCAGCAUGCACAUCAGGAAUCUCUGCUUUCACUUCUCGCUCUGUGUUGGCUCCAGUAAAAAUCCUUAUUCUUGGAAAACAGAACUCAGGAAAGACGUUUAUGCUGUACUCAUGGAAAUAUGGCAUUGACUAUAUUUUAUCAAUUGAGCCAACUAGUCAUUUUAAUGUGGACACAAUAACUUCCCAGAGUGGUAAAAAAUUCCUCAUGUAUGACCUUGCUGGGAACAUAGGAUACAGAAUUAGACCUUUUUUGGGUGGAACAAAUGGAGUCAUUUACAUGCUGGGUGUGUCAGGAGAUGACUUUCUUCUAAGUGGAGAACAAGAAAUGAUUAUGCAGAUUAUACAUGAAAGAGAUCUGGAGAAUAUCCCUGUUCUUUUUGUAAUAAGGAGAGACAAAGAUGCUCAAGAAUCAUCCCCUGAUUUACCAGAGAACCUUCUAGCUUCCUUAGAUGGGAGAGUGUGGGAGCUACUUGAAGUGAGAUCACAUUGCCAAGAAGAUGCCAACCUUGUGCUCAGUGUUCUGGAAAAACUUUUAACUCAAUCUAAGGUGUUUGAAGCAAAUUAAUCUUUGACUUUAAUUAGAAAAUUUAAAAUAUAGGCUUAUUACUUGAAAUAACAUUCAUUUAUUGGUUUUCUUUGUACUAGCAAUACAAUUAAAUGCAGGACAAAAUGCAUUCUCCUGUGAAGGAAAAAUUCUCAUCUUAUUUUAACUAUUUAUUUAGUAGUUAUAGUAGCAGUAU
Physella acuta is the source of this 778-nucleotide messenger RNA. RefSeq lists its product as uncharacterized. NCBI's taxonomy places the organism in Eukaryota, Metazoa, Mollusca, Gastropoda, Physidae. Gene Ontology annotation, molecular function: GTPase activity; GTP binding. The record is from RefSeq and is a predicted model, not a curated record.